AUGAACUCAUCCGCAUCACUACGAGACUCAUUCAACUCGCUGGGUUGGAGCCGUCGCAAUGACGAGCCCAUCAGCACCGCGCCCCAACAAGGGGGAUUCAUGUCUACGAUUGGGAACCUGAACCCCUUUCGCGACUCCGGAUAUGUCAGCCUUCCCACGAACGAAGGUCCCGGUGCCCCCCUUCCUGCUCCUAGUCGACGAGAAGAGGAAGAAGGCUGGUUUGCUCUAAGCCGAUGGGACCGGUUGAUGAUCUUUGGCGCCUGCAACCUUGCCGCCGCUGCCUGCUUCGUCAUAUGUUUCACCUUGUUCCCGGUUCUCUCCCUGAGACCCAGAAAAUUCGUGAUACUGUGGACCGUCGGUUCAGCCAUGUUCUUGGCUUCGUUCGCUGCCGUUAUGGGGCCCAUGAACUACGCCUAUCACCUCUUCUCGGUGCCCAGGCUGCCCUUUACCACGGCGUACUUUGGGUCUAUCGCCAUGACGCUGGUGUUUGCUGUCAAGCUUCACAGCACCAUCCUCACCUUGCUAUCUGCCCUGGUCCAGAUUGCCUGCCUGUCUUGGUACCUCGUCAGCUACUUUCCCAUGGGUACAGCUGGUCUCCGUCUCGCAACGUCGUUCGGUGCCAGACAGGCGACAUCUUGGAUGAGCGGCUAA
This is a messenger RNA of Geosmithia morbida, 651 nucleotides long. RefSeq names its product Got1/Sft2-like family. Gene Ontology annotation, biological process: vesicle-mediated transport. The transcript is spliced from 4 exons. Gene Ontology annotation, cellular component: membrane. Lineage: Eukaryota; Fungi; Ascomycota; Sordariomycetes; Hypocreales; Bionectriaceae. The coding region runs from base 1 to 651 and encodes 216 amino acids. The record is from RefSeq and is a predicted model, not a curated record.